This is a messenger RNA of Trichobilharzia szidati, 2540 nucleotides long. The record is from the annotation of a GenBank genome assembly. NCBI's taxonomy places the organism in Eukaryota, Metazoa, Platyhelminthes, Trematoda, Strigeidida, Schistosomatidae.
CAUCUGUAAUAUCUGUUCUCUCAGCUUGAUAACAGGAGCAGCCCUUGUUUUAUAAAUUUCAUUCUAUGGAAGGCGCUGGAUACUCCGUGAGUAAACGUAAACCAGAGAUAAAGAAGACAAACAGUGUUAGAUUUGAUGAUGAAGUGAAAGUUGGCACUGAGAAACCGAAUAAUUCUAAUUACAUGAUAGAAGAAAUGCCAAGAAGAUCUUCCAUAAAUGUCUUACGCAAUAAAUUCUUUCGUACUGUCUGGGCAACAAGAAAUACAGUAAAUGCUAGUGAUCGACGAAUUUUCAUCAGUACUACAUUAAGAGAAUUAAUACUAUAUGUAAUCUUCUUAACAUUACUACUAAUAAUUGCUCUGAUGUCAUUGAAUUCAUUGGCGUAUUUUUAUUAUACAAGUAUAUACAAUCUGUUCAUCCUAUCGAAGAAUCCUGCAGAUGAUAAUACAAGACCAUUUCAAAGUAUAAAAGAUCAAACAUCUAUGUGGGCAUAUAUUAAAGGUCAACUAUUGGAUUCAUUAUAUUGGGAUACAUGGUAUAAUCAAUUAAAUGUAUCAAUCAAUGAAAGAGGCUUUAUUGGUCAUGAUAAUAAAAUAUUAGGCGUUCCACGUUUACGUCAGCUUAGAGUAGAUCCAUCAAAGUGUAAAACACAAAGUACAAUGCGAACUGUUAUCCAGAAAUGUUAUCCAGCUUAUAGUACAGAUGCAGAGUAUAAAGGUCCAUUAGAAGUACAAGGCAAUAUAACACCAUAUUAUACAAAAAACGCUUGGAACUUUAGUGAUGCUAGUGUGACUGGUGCUACUGGCUUUUCUGCCCCAUAUGGUUAUUAUGAAGGCUCUGGUUAUAUACAAGAUUUGUCGAAAUCACGUAAUAUAACAGAAGCUAUACUGGAUGAGUUGUUUCAAGGAAGAUGGAUAGAUCAAGCAACUCGUGUACUGUUUAUUGAUUUUACAGUAUAUAACGCCAAUAUUAAUAUGUUUAUGAUAGUAAAAAUCACAUUUGAAAUGCCAGAAUCUGGAGGAAUAUUCGGGAGUUGUGAAAUUCAACCAGCUAAAUUACUUCGUUAUCAAACAUCGUUGGAUUACUUUGUUUUAGCCUGUGAAAUAAUGUACCUAGCAUUCCUUGUGUAUUAUAUUAUUGAAGAAAUAAUUGAAAUUUCAGUGAAACGUUGGAAAUACUUUUUAAGUGUUUGGAAUCUAAUGGAUGCUGCAAUGAUUAUUAUCAGUUUAAUAUGUGCUGGAUUCCUAAUAUAUAGUACUCUAAUUGUUGAAAAGAAUAUGGCUACUUUAAUUAAUGAUGUCAACUCAUAUCCAAAUUUUGAUUAUCUUGGCUAUUGGUAUGGUCAUUAUAUAAGAGCUAUAGCACUGUGUGUAUUCUUGGGGAUAAUUAAGAUAUUCAAAUACUUAACUUUUGAUAAUUCACUGAAUCAACUAACAAAUACUCUGAGUAACGGGGCUUACGAUCUACUUGGAUUUCUUGUCAUGUUCUGUAUCGUUUAUUUUGCUUUUGCACAAUUGGGUUAUUUAGCUUUCAGUGCAAAAACCGUAGCAUACAGCUCAUUCACUCAAACCACUUACUCCUUAUUUCGUAUAAUGGUUGGUGAUAUUGACUUCCCGUCAAUUUUACAGGCUCAUCCUGUUUUGGGACCAUUAUUUUUCGUCACUUUCAUCUUCUUUGUAUUCUUUGUACUGCUGAAUAUGUUUCUGGCUAUAGUUGAUGAAUCAUAUAAAGCAACGAAAGCAGAAUUAAUUAAACAAAAGAAUGAUUUAACAUUGGGUCAUAUACUUAAAAAAAAAGCUAAAGAUGUAGUUAAACGAGUUCAGAAGAAACGAUCCAAAUCAAUUGUACGCAUACUACGUGAAAGUGGACUUAUGGGUCUUGAAAUGUUACCAUAUGAAUACUAUCGUGUAGCAUUGAAAAAUCAUGGUUACAGUGAUGCGGAAAUCUUUUCAACUUUUAUUAAAUACGAUGAAGAUGGUGACAAUAAUCUAAGCUUGUCAGAACAGCAACAAUUGGCGUAUGAAAUUCAAAUGGGGCUAAUCUAUAAAAGUGUUGAUCCGACUGACGAAGGCAUUGUAAUGGACGACGACCUUACUGGAGACUCAUUGAAAUCAAGGGAAGAUGAAGACCAUUAUGUUGAUCCAGAGGACUACAAUGAACUGGUUCAGAAUGUUGAUAUUAUGGAAGCUACUCUUGUCUCGAUUAUAACACGUAUAGAUGAAUUGAUAGCAAGUCUAGAACAAAUUGAAUUAGCAAAACGUGAGCAUAGAAAUCAACUUAGUGGAAUAAUUAAAGAUAUGACUCAAGGAGCACAAUUCACAUGAAAGUAUCUUUUCAUUGUCUUUACUAAAUAUCACAGAUAUGAAUUUCUUUGAAAUGAAACACAUUAAAUUCCAAUUAAUUACACAACAACAAAAAACUAAAUUUAAAACGCCAUUUGAAAUAUGCUUAAUAAAUUUUUCGACAUAUAUGUAAAACUUUUUCACUCUGGUAUCAAUGCAAUUUCAUAUCAAUAAUUUGUUUACUGAAUACAUAUUACA